AUGAGCACCGCCUCCAGCUCUCCGUACAUCAACAAACGCGCCUUCCGCGGCAGGACGAGAAGCAAGGGAGCGAAAGAAAUACAUUUAACAUAUACUUUUGUUAACAGACACCUUGGUAAAGUUACGAGUUUGUGGAUAAGACGAUUUGAAGCAGACAAAGAGCCCGUCGCAUCCAGAUUUUCUCAGCAGACUUCAUAGAGCAGAGCAGCUUUCCCGGACUAUCCACUCCGCCGUUCACGUCUCGGAGAACAGAGACAAAGAGAGAAUGAAGAUCUGCUCAUCGGUGUGAGUUCUUGGGAUGCUUGACCGACCUGUACCCCAUGCUUUUCUAAGGCCUCCAGAAGCUAAAGACAGGGUGUCAUUGACAGAGCAAGUGACCCCUCUGAGCCACCACCAUGGCCCUGGUUCAGGCUCUGCCCAUAUCUGCUGAGCCCCACAACCCAGGUCUCAGUGGAGGAGCCCGCAGGAGAAACCCCUCCGGCUCUUCGCCCCCCAUCAACGCAGCACCCUCCACUCUGGAACCUAUGGGUUCUGUCAGCAGCCUCAUCGCCACCCGCCCCGGCCCCUACCAGGACCACCGUUUUGGUGUUGAGCUGGGUGCCAGGGUCCGACGGCCCACACCAGGAGCCUCCUGCCUAGGCUCUGAGUCGCCCCAGGACCCCUUACUGCAGAGCAUCCCGCCACUCAAGAAACAGAGCUCCACAACGUCCAGCAGGGGACUGGAGAAGGAGAGUGGGAAUGGGAACUAUACCUACCUGAAUGAGGACUAUGUAGGUGACUGGAAUGACAACCAUGUAACACCUGGCAGCCCAGGGAGCGACGCAGACGAGACUAAAGAAGGAUCUGGGUUUAAUGGGAAUAUGGGGGGACCUCCUCCAAAACUGAUCCCUGUGUCAGGAAAACUUGAGAAGAACAUGGAGAAAACAGUGCUGCGGCCCACUGCCUUCAAGCCCGUCAUUCCCAAGAGCCGUACCUCCAUGCAAUACCUCUCCCCUCGCCACUGUGCCAACGUAUCAGAAAGCCAAAACAACCUGAACUUGCUCAGCCCGGGUCACAGAGAAGUGUCGCCCUCCAGCUCUGAGAAAUGUAGCUUGUACAGCAGGGCCCGUAACAGCGGCGGUGGUAGCAGCCACUCCUGUCAACUGUCCGACUCGGGACGCAACUCCCUCUCCAGCAUACCACCUUACAGCAGCACUGGCUACAGUCAGGCAUCAGGAGAGGCCUCUGCUGGCCACCUGGAGCCCAUGAAGAGUGCCCUGCCAGUCAGCGGACACGGACACUCCAACUCAGACAGUGGGCGCUCAUCUUCCAGUAAGAGUACAGGCUCCGGCUCGAUAAAUGGCAGAGGACAACCUCUGUCUGACAGCGGGUCGAGCGGGCGCUCCCCUGGCCCCGUGGAGGGUUAUGAGGGGGUGGUGAGGGACCUGGAGGACAAGCUGAGGGAGAGGGAGCUGGAGCUGCAGCAACUCAGAGACAACUUAGAUGAGAAUGAAGCUGCGAUUUGUCAGGUUUAUGAGGAGAAGCAGAAGCGUUUUGAGCUGGAGCUGGAGGAGCUGAGACAGGGCUGUGCCACCAGGAUGCAGGUAGCCUCGCAGAAGGCUCAGCGUGCACAGCAGGUGCUUCAGUUGCAGUGUCAUGGCCUGCAGGUUUAUCAGCUCCAGCAGGAGAAGAAGAAGCUGCAGGAGGACUUUGCUCAGCUCCUGAAGGAGAGGGAGCAGCUAGAGGAGCGCUGCUCCUCCUAUGAGCAUGAGAAGAUCCAGCUGGGGCCACGACUUGAGGAGAGCAAGUGGGAGGUCUGUCAGAAGUCGGGGGAAAUCUCAUUGCUGAAGCAGCAGCUGAAGGAAGUGCAGGGAGAGUUAGCCCAGCGAGUGGGAGAGAUCGUUUCACUGCGGGGUCAACUCAGAGAGGCUCGUGGCGAGCUGACAAACACCCAGGUCCUGCUCCAGGAGGCCCACGGCACAACACGCACACGAACCCUGGAGCUGGAGGUCUGUGAAAACGAGCUUCAGCGUCGCAAAAGCGAAGCGGAGCUGCUCAGAGAAAAGGUAGGACGCCUCGAGGGAGAGUUGGUUCAUCUCAAAGAUGCUUUGGCCAAUCAGGGCCCAGGAAACAGACAGUGUCAGGUGUUCCAGGAAGCAGAGGAGCACCUGCUCGCCUAUGAGAGUGAUGAGGCGAAGGCACAGCGGCAGAGUAGCACCGAGGCCCUGCAGAACAUGAAGGUGCAGAUGGACAGGAUGAGGGCCGAGCUAGCCUUCGAGCGUCAGCGGGCCGAGCAGCAAACGGGAGGCUUCGAGCAGGAGCGCAGGAUAUGGCAGGAGGAGAAGGACAAAGUUAUCCGCUACCAGAAACAGCUGCAGCAGAACUAUGUGCAGAUGUAUCGCAGGAACCGAGAGCUGGAGCAGCUCCUGCAGGAGCUUAGUCAGGAACUGGAAAGCAGAGAGGAGGAUGAGGGCAGCGGCAACGAGAUCAACUUCGAUGAGAUCGCCGCCACCGAAAUCUGACCCUCAUGUCUCUCCAUCUUUUGAUUUGCACUACUGUCAGCUAAAUGUUUUUUUCACCUACAUGUCACAGAUCUGAUCUUGUGCCGUCUAGAUGGAAACACAUUCUGUUUGUUGAGAGCAGAUUGGUAUCAUCAAAAAAACCAUCUGCAGUGUAGAAAUCAGCCACACUUAAAGUUGUGCCUCAUUGGUCUUUUCUCCAAGGAGUCCCACUUGAAAGCCAGUGACCUCUAUUAGUCGUUAGUAGGCCACUUCAGUCCUCUGCCCCUCCAUUAAUGUCUGUGUUAGUGUUUGCACUAACUAAGUAGACAUCAACGCCCCGGCCCUCUUUCUCAGUUUUAGGCAUUUGUGGGAGACUUUGUUGUGUAUGAUUAACUUGUCCCCAACCUUUCAUUCUCCUCCUCCUGUGUUGGUUAUGACGCCACCUUCCCUGCUGGGUUUUAGCACUACACACCCACUCUGUUAGCAGUCAGCUCUCAUUAGUACAGUUAAUUUGGAUGGAGCCCACGUUGUUGUCAAUUGACAGCAAACGUGGGAUACCACACAUUCAGCAUGUCAUGAUAAAAUUGAGUGAAUCAGAGCGAGGUGUUAAUGAUGGUGGCCGCACUCUGGGAAAUGUGGAGAGAAUUAUGUCCUCAAAACCCCUCAAGCCUGUAUGGAAAUUGCAUCAUGAUCAACAAGUAAACAGUAGAUGUUUCCAAUAUAUGUCUAUUUCCUACUAACAGGAGUAGCAAGAUAGAUUUGUUGGGACGAAAACAUCUAAUUUUCCACCCAGAUAUGGCACAAAUUUGUUGUUUUUAUAACUGUAAACAGUUAGGUCCGUAAAUUGUACUCUCAUAUCCUGGAUACUUUACCCUACAUGGUGGAAAUAAUAUCAUGGACAUCUGUACAGUCUAAUGUAAUUAUACACAAUAAAACCUGGAACAAAUACGACCGUAACACCUUAAAUCCAGUGCACAUGUCAGCUUUUCUCUUCCACACAGUUUCCACACAUAGUUUGACGUCUUCUGAGAUUGGAUUAGAUCACUUUUCCUGUAGUGUAGGAGUGUGAGACACAGAUAAAAUCUUCUACCACGGUAUAAUAUAUAUAUAUAUAGCAUUAUUCCAUUACCAGGAACAUUAAAGAACCUGGUGUUGGGCAUACUGGCUCACUUAAUGGAACUGGGCCAUCGUUAACGAAAAUGUCCGCUGUGAAAAAGGGUCUAUAUCAGGGCUGUCCAAAACUCAGCCCAGAACCCUGAAACUGAAGCAGCUAAAUGGAAUUCAGCCAUCAUUGAUUUAAUUAUUUACACCUAUAUUUUUCCUACAGUGAAAAGUCAAAAUGUCUUCUGUGAAAAAGGCCUUUUGGGAACCGAUUUAAAGGAUGUUUUUUUUUUUCUAUAAAGUCAAUGUCUGUUUUUGGCUAAUCCAGCAAAUUAAAUUACCCAGCAAAUGAAUUUUUAAUCACAUUAAUGCAACUCACAACAUUGUAAACUGCUCACAUUAAAUGUUUUUCUUUGUUACAUUAGACAAAGUAGAAUGUUUUGAGCCCAAAUUGGCUCUUCGGGCUUGAAACAUUGUACUUUUCCUGAUGUAAUAAAGUAGACAUUUUAAAAGAGAGUGAUAAACAGUAUUGCGAGUCCUCAGGAGGUAACUCAGCACCUGGACAAGAAAGAUUUGUGCGUGUUUUGUACAUUGACAUAAAGCUGUCCUGCUCAUUGAUUUGCAACAUUGUCCACACUCUCCUCAUACACCCAGAGAUUUUAAAGGGACCACGGUAAAAACCCAUAUGACGAAAUCUGUGAUGGUUGACAAAUUUAUAUUGUCUCAUGGUAUACUGUAUAUCUUUAUAUCAUCCAUUCCUACUGUUUUAAAUUCCGUCAUAGUAAUACAUCAGUGUGCUAGUACUUCAAUGUCUAGAAUUCAAUGUCGUGUUCAGUAAAACCGAAAUGUACAUACAAUUAAAGCACACCCACGAUCUUAUAUCUUAUAAUUAGGGAAAAUACUUUACUACUACUCUCUCUAAGAGGUGGUAAAAGAUAGAUUUCUGUGUGUGGGUGAUGUGUUACUAAGAUUUUAUUUUACAUCACAGAAGGGGAAUCAUGCACUGAAUGAUGGGUGUUUUGGUGUAAACUACUACAUGACCAUGGCGUGACUGUUUUUCCACCAACCUUUACAGUAUAGGAUCUGUUUCAUGUGUAUUUACUUGCCUGUACGACAGAGACGACACCAAGAGACGACAUUUUUUUUGUUCCCUUUUUACUGCUGAUUGAAUUAUCGUGCUCUGUAAAUAACCCUGACAAAUCAUAGUUUUCUUCCAGAGACGUCUGUCCAUCUCAAAAAAUAAAAACAUAGCCACUGUGAAUAGACCAAAGCAAUGUCGCACAUUAUAUUUUGCUCCUACAGUACAGAUACGAUGCCUGUAUAUUAAUGUUUGUGUGGAUGUUUGUUCUGGUUUCCUCAGUAUAAUUUUAUAAUCCACAAUAUUUGUAUGAAGACAUUAAAUGUAUAUUUUCAUGCUGUACAUUUCUUGAACAAACCCACUAUGUUUUUAAAUAAAAAAGAAAAAAUGUAA
Siniperca chuatsi (mandarin fish) is the source of this 5052-nucleotide messenger RNA. RefSeq names its product leucine zipper putative tumor suppressor 2 homolog. The transcript is spliced from 7 exons. The record is from RefSeq and is a predicted model, not a curated record. Gene Ontology annotation, biological process: negative regulation of canonical Wnt signaling pathway; cell division. Bases 396 to 2501 code for a protein of 701 amino acids. NCBI's taxonomy places the organism in Eukaryota, Metazoa, Chordata, Actinopteri, Centrarchiformes, Sinipercidae.